Messenger RNA from Neltuma alba, 1085 nucleotides. Its product is annotated as putative tRNA (cytidine(32)/guanosine(34)-2'-O)-methyltransferase. The record is from RefSeq and is a predicted model, not a curated record. Gene Ontology annotation, molecular function: tRNA methyltransferase activity. The coding region runs from base 134 to 814 and encodes 226 amino acids. The transcript has 9 exons. Gene Ontology annotation, biological process: cytoplasmic translation; tRNA methylation. Gene Ontology annotation, cellular component: cytoplasm. NCBI's taxonomy places the organism in Eukaryota, Viridiplantae, Streptophyta, Magnoliopsida, Fabales, Fabaceae.
GGUGGUAGAUCUAUGCGCUGCCCCUGGUAGUUGGAGUCAGGUUUUGAGCCGUAAACUCUAUCUCCCAGCAAAACUUGCACCUGAUACAAAGGAUGAUGAUCUUCCUCUCAUAGUUGCUAUUGAUCUACAGCCAAUGGCUCCUAUUGAAGGUGUUAUUCAGGUGCAGGGUGAUAUAACUAAUGCCCGUACAGCUGAAGUGGUCAUUAGACAUUUUGAUGGUUGCAAGGCUGACCUGGUUGUAUGUGAUGGUGCUCCCGAUGGUCUUCAUGACAUGGAUGAAUUUGUUCAGUCUCAAUUGAUACUAGCAGGUUUAACAAUUGUUACUCAUGUACUCAAGGAGGGAGGCAAGUUUAUCGCAAAGAUAUUUAGAGGAAAAGACACAAGCCUCCUAUACUGUCAGCUGAAGUUAUUCUUCCCUGUAGUGACUUUCGCAAAACCAAAAAGCAGUCGAAAUUCUAGCAUAGAGGCAUUUGCAGUUUGCGAAAACUAUUCCCCUCCUGAAGGAUUCAAUCCCAAAGAUUUGCAUCGCCUGCUAGAGAAGGUUGGAAGUCCCUCAGGGGCUGAUGAUAUAGAUUGUAGCAGUGGGUGGUUGGAAGGACCAAAUAAGGUUUAUAUUCCAUUUUUAGCUUGCGGAGACCUGAGUGGGUAUGAUUCUGAUCGCUCAUAUCCACUACCUAGAGUUGCUGAGGGAACAUAUCAGAGCUUGGAUCCUGUACAGCCACCUAUUGCCCCUCCCUACAAGAGAGCUCUUGAGUUGAAAAAGGCCUCCACUCAGGGAAUCCGACAACUUGAAGAUCUCUCCUUGGAUUCUUGAUAAUAUGCCUUGCACUGCUUAAUCAUAAUGCUGUUUGGAAUCUUUAUUCUUUUCCUCCUGCUAUGAUAUUAUUAGUGAAUUGGAAAUAAAUGGACUUUUGUGGAAGCUUGGAAACACCUUUUUUUUUUUGUUGGGGGGGGGGGGAUCCUUAGGUAAAUCUAAUUCACGUCUGAUUACAAGACAUGCUUAUCCUAGCUUAGUUUCUGUCUCUAAUAAAUUUCAGUUCAUCUUUGAAUUUUUUGUAUUUUCUACUUGCAUCAUUGUUGCCUUA